AUGAAAGAUCCGGGUGUUUGUGGAUGUCUUGCAGCAAUUUUCAUGUCAUUUGGAGCACUUUUCUUGAAUGUCAUCUAUUUCCCAAAGAUUGCAAAUGAUAUUGAGGGAAUCAAAAUCAAUUUACAAGUACAUAAUGACGAGUUUGAAAUGAUCGAGAAUGAGGUGAGGCUUGGAUUGAAGAGUUUCGAUGCGUUUCGUGCGCCAAGAAUUGCGAAGAGGCAAGCGUAUGUAUAUGGAAUUUGUUCUUGCGCCUAUGAGAAUCCCUGCCCGGCUGGUCCGCGCGGUCGAUCUGGUGACCAGGGAAUGGAUGGAGUACCGGGAAUGCCCGGGAUGAACGGAGAAAUCGGACGACCAGGCAUUACACCACAUUUCGAGAGAAAAUAUUACGCUCGUGGCUGCCGCGAGUGUCCGAAAGGACCGAUGGGACCACCUGGAUAUCCGGGAGAUAUCGGAGAGAUGGGAAUGAUUGGAGAAAUGGGAAAACCGGGAAUGAAAGGACGAAAUGGAGGAUUGGGAAUACAAGGAAAUAUGGGAGAAACGGGAGAGGAUGGGGUACAAGGGAAAGAUGGAGAGAGCGGAAUCCCGGGAAGGGAUGGAGUCAAAGGGGAAAAGGGACUUGCUGGCGAGCCGGGAAUACGUGGAGAACCCGGGCAGCCCGGGCAAAACGGUUAUCCGGGUGAUGAUGGGAAAUUGGGUGAACCGGGAAUGAUUGGGAUGAGCGGAGAGAUGGGGAUGAGUGGACAACCUGGAUUUGAUGGAUAUCCUGGAUUGCCUGGGCUGGAUGGUAUCCCAGGCGAGGAUGCGAAUUAUUGUCAUUGCCCCCGUCGAUCAACAAAAGCUAAAUCUGUUCGUCGUUGG
Molecule: messenger RNA, 858 nt
Organism: Mesorhabditis belari
Lineage: Eukaryota; Metazoa; Nematoda; Chromadorea; Rhabditida; Rhabditidae
Source: the annotation of a GenBank genome assembly